Actinia tenebrosa (Australian red waratah sea anemone) is the source of this 7414-nucleotide messenger RNA. RefSeq names its product polycystin-1. NCBI's taxonomy places the organism in Eukaryota, Metazoa, Cnidaria, Anthozoa, Actiniaria, Actiniidae. The record is from RefSeq and is a predicted model, not a curated record. Gene Ontology annotation, biological process: detection of mechanical stimulus. Gene Ontology annotation, cellular component: membrane. Gene Ontology annotation, molecular function: calcium ion binding; calcium channel activity; protein binding.
UGUGCUCAGGAAGGUUUGUACAACUUCACGGUCAAGGCAUUCAAUCAGAUAUCAUCUUUGUCUUCACAUCUAGUGUACGAGUGCAGACCAAGCAUCAAAUGCACCAUCUAUGAAGACUCCCCAUUCCUGACCUACGAGCCUGCUAACAUUACCUUACAUAUCGAAAACGCAGAUUAUCUAACAGCUGUUCUCAUAGACUUUGGAGACGGAGAGUUUCAAGUAGUUGGUGCCAGUGCAAGAAAGAAUGACUUUCCGGGAUUCCCAUUUAAGGUCAUCGAACCUAUAAUAGGUAAUAUCACAGUGACUCAUUUGUUUGCCAAGGAGACAGAAUUGAGAGUUGAUUGCAAUGCAACUAAUGCUGUUUCACGUUAUGAGUAUAUAAGAACCAACGUCGUAUCACUGCAUAAGCCAUGCAGGAAGCCUACAGUAAAAAUAUUAAGCGUAGGAACACAUGUAAAUAUGAGUCACGUGAGAAACGAAACUCGGGAACAUGACCUGAUCAUUACAACAAAUAACGUUAUCGAUUGUAUAGCCUCCAGAGAAACGAUCUUCAACUGGAACGUGUACUUACACCAUGGAUCUGGAGUACCAGAUACACUUCUUGAGCACCCUUUGUGGAAGCUAAACACAUCCAAGUUGAUUAUUCCAAAACGAACUCUUCCAAUAGGGAUAAUUCGCAUUGAAUUUGUUCUACGAAUGGUUCAUUCAAUCGUAAGAGGUGUAUUAGGAAGAGCAGAUGGCUUCAUUACUAUAUCACCUAGCCCAGCUAAAGUCUUUAUUCCUGGAGGUGAACGUCGAAGUGAGGAUAAAAAUGGACUAAAGACUAUCGGUGCUGACUUUGUUGAUUUUGAUGCUCCUCCUGGUAACAUAACAAAUGUCACAUGGGUGUGGUUCGUAAAGAAAGAUAAUGAAAGCCUUCCAUUCAUAGGUAUAACAAAUCUGACAAACCUGCAAAGCGUGGUACAAGUGGAUGGUUGUUUUGGGUACGGUACUGGUUUAUUACCCUUCUCGUUGUCGUCUUUUGAGUACAACUCAAGUCUGAUAACUACCAGACAAACUUGUCAUUUAGAAGUGAUUGCUACCAAAGCACAAAGAAUUGCUAAAAAACAACAGCAGAUAGAGUUCUAUCCAGUAUUCCCUCUUCCCAAGUUACUUAUGGUAUGUAAGCUCAACUGCGACAAGGUUAAUCCAGUAGAGAUCGUAUCUUACGAGGGUUUGUCACUAAACAUGGACUACACUGAACUAAACUUUGAAUGGCAACUGUGGAGUGAGGGAAAUAUGAUUGAUCUUAAUGGCAAGACUUUAUCCAGCCAUCUCUCAAGAAAUUUGGUCUUGGCAAGUGGAAUACUUGAAGGAGGAAAAUAUUACAAGCUCAUCUUAUUUGCUUGGAAGAAAGGGGACAAAGAGAAUAAAGGAUUUAUGGAGACGCUUUUCAAAACCAACGACUUCCCACGUGGAGGAGAAUGCGCCAUAAAUCCAAGCAUUGGUUAUGCAGUCAAGACCCCUUUCCGACUCAACUGUGCGGGAUGGAUAGACGAAGAUCUGCCCAUCACUUACCGAGUAACAAUCGAUUUCGAGAUCGAAAGAUUUAUGUUUUCGGGUCGUGAAUUAAACCAGCCGAUUUAUCUUCCUUAUCACCAUAGUCAUAACACAAGCAGUCUGAAUUUGAAAGUGUACAUCAUAGACAGAUAUGGAAAUUAUAAUGUGACGACGGUCAGCGUUGAGAUUCACACAUUUGAGGACCCAAUGGAAAGCAUAAACAAAGUACUAAAACCAAACGGACCCCUACUAAAUGAAAUCUUAGGUGGAAAUACACAGACAGCUUCACAGCUACUAAGCUCUGUUGCUUCAGUCUUAAUUCAUUCGGCAACAGAAGCAGGAAAUGAUACUGACCGCCUUAAAAACAUAGCAGAGAGAUUAGAAUACUUCAUUGACAUCGCGGCACAGAUUCCUUCUCAGCUUCCAGAAGAUGUCCUGGCAAUCGCCGAAAGUUUGGUGGAGCUAACUGCCAAACCUGACUUGUUGUCUCAUAAUACCCUGGGACAAGCAACAGUUGUAUUCGAUAAGAUGCUAAAUGUUUUGCUCGAAACAAAAAACUACGCAAACGUUGAGUUAAUAGAAAUGGCAAGCAUGAACAUCCUAGGUGGAAUCGGUAGUAUAAUGAUGAGUAGCUCCAUGCAUUUGAGUAAAAGUAUGUCAUCUGAUAGUUCUGCAACUGGUUUUUCCACGGCCGAGGCAAAGAGAAUUACAAGUUCCUUGUUAAGUUCUAUGGAUAAGAUAUUUAAUCUUCUACGCGAUAACCUUCUUGUGGGACAGAACUAUACCAUGCUCGACACACCUUAUUUAGCACUUCUGACUGGAAUCAAGUCGGUUGGGGAACUCAAUACAACGCCACUUGGGUUAAAAGACAGUUCGUUUAAACUCCCUGAUAUGCAGUCUGAACUCAACCUUUCUUCACAGUUUCAAACGAUAGUAGAGAUGUUUUCUUCGAAAUCAAACCCAUUCCUUUGGACUCCGACUUCAAAUGCGGUAGCUACUGACGUCAUCAGCUUGGACUUAGGAAGCCAAUCAGGAGAGUCUUUAAAAGUCGGGAAUUUGACCCAAAAAAUACAAGUUGUAAUCAAAAACCACAUCUCCGAGAGCAAAGCCGACACUCUUCGAGUGUAUUCAUCACAAGGACACGAUGUUUCGACUCAUAGAAUGAAUGUAACGACUAACGAUUCUUCUAUCCAUGGAUCGGUUCAUCCAAUCAACUGUUCUGUUCCCCUAACACUCACCAUAAGGCGUAAUGAAUAUGAUUGUUCAAAGGAUUAUGACUAUAAUUGGACACUUCCAAGAAACGACAUUCUAGUUGAGAUAGAUCCUUAUUCGUUCUUUAUAUCGAACGUUGAACUCAAUCGUACCGCCGCAGGUGUGUAUUACAUUUGUGUAAAACCGAUGCUUGAUGGUUACGUCAGGGAAAACUGUUCAGGACAUCUUAAUUACACAAUAUCUACUUUCUCUGGCUCAUGCCGGUACUGGGAUGGUGAAGACGAUGCGUGGAAAGGAGACGGGUGCGAGGUUGAUGAGCACACAUCCCCAGCCGCGACGUACUGUAUUUGUGAUCACUUGACAUCGUUUGGUGGUGGUAUGUUUGUAGCGCCAAACCCAAUAGACUUUGGUAAAGCAUUAGCUGGGUUCUCAGACCUUGCUAGCAAUCCUACAGUCUUCGCAGUCAUCAUAUCUAUUUUUGCCCUGUACUUGAUUGCUGUCAUCUUUGCUAGAAGAGCUGACUUAAAAGAUAUACGAAAGGCAGAGGUUACCAAACUUCCUGGUAACGACCAGCGCGAUACUUUUUCCUACGAAAUUACAGUUUACACAGGACUAAAUCAAAACGCUGGUACAACCGCUGAAGUGUAUUUACGAUUGAUUGGCUCUCUUGGAGACAGCGAGCCAAGGUUACUGAAGGACCCAGAAGUACCUCGAUUCAAAAGGGGAGCGAUAGAUAAAUUUUUGUUGACUUCACCUCAGUCGUUAGGCAGUCUUAAAGAGAUCCAUAUUUGGCACAAUAAUGCUGGCAAAUCCCCUGGAUGGUUCUUUUUCCGCAUGCAAGUACGAGACUGUCAGACACAGAGGAAAUGGUGGUUUGUGGGGAAUAGAUGGUUGGCUGUGGAUGAAGACGAUGGAAUGGUUGAAAGAAGAAUCAAGACAGCCACCCGGAGUGAGUUAACACAAUUUAACAUCCUUUUCAUCAACGCAACACGAAGAAACCUAUUUGAUGGCCAUCUCUGGCUGUCAGUCUACACAAGGCCAGUUCAAAGCACCUUUACACGUGUACAACGUCUAUCCUGUUGCCUUUCUCUUCUCUUUAGCACAAUGCUAUCCAAUGCAAUGUUCUUUGAAAUUGGUGGAGGUGCACAAGAUACCACUAUCAAACUAGGUCCCAUACAGUUAAGCUGGAGCCUGAUUAUAAUAGGAAUUCAAAGUAGUAUCGUAGUGAUGCCUGUAAACGUCUUACUGGUAACUAUAUUCCGUAAACUCGCCCCUAAAAAACAAAAAUCUAAGGAAUACAAAGAAGACGCUCAGAGAGAGCCCAGUAACGUCGAGAAAGGCCUAGAAUCAGAACAAGAUGAAAAAGAGGAAAUGGAAGAACACAAGGAUAACACUAAAGAGGAUUCUUCGAACACGAAAAAGAAAACGUUGCUGUUUCCGUAUUGGUGUAUAUAUAUCGCAUAUAUACUAUGUUUCAUCAGCUGUGUUACCUGUGCUUUUUUUACACUAUUGUACGGGUUUACUUUUGGAAAAGAAAAAUCAGAGAAAUGGCUGUCUGUUAUGGCCAUCUCGUUUUUCCAGUCAGUCGUCGUUAUUCAACCAUUCAAAGUCUUCCUUCUUGGCCUGUUUUUUGCUCUUAUAAUAAAGGAUCCAAAUAAGGAAGAAGAAGACUUGGACGCCGACUACGAGCAAGGAGAAGAAAGUUUUAAAGACUCAUCAUUGACAAAAGAAAACUACGCAAAGAAAAUGGCUUUGUACAGUAAGCCACUAAAGAAACAGCAAUUAGAAAGAGCAAGAGCUCUUAGAUUAAAAGAAAAGCAGAUGUUAGCCAUCAUUCGUGAAAUUGUUCUACACUUUUUGGUGGUCAUCAUCGUUCUGUUCGUGGGUCACGGUAGCCAUGACAACAAGAGUUUCUCUUAUAGCAAGAGAGCCAUUGACAUACUUACCGAUGGCAUUCCAGCUUUCACACAGGUACAUAAUGAUCAUAACUUCUGGGACUGGACCAUAACCCAACUGAUACCAAACUUGUACCCUGUAGAUGACCUCAUAGGAUACCCAUAUAUGGAUAUCAUGCAUAAUAAAAAGACUUCUAACAUGGUUGGUGUAGGGCGAUUACGUCAGCUCAGGAACAAAAAACAUACUUGCAAAGUUCCAUUGAUAUUCACGGGAAAGUUUGAGGACUGUACAGAAGACUAUUCAUGGUCAAAUGAAGAAACAAAUAAUUUUAUUCCUGGAUGGAGACCUCUCACUAAUACAUCCCUAAUAAUAGAGGAAAUAAAGAAAACUCCUUGGGAUUACACCAGUGCUUGGGAGAUCAAAAGUUUCCCGUAUUUUGGUAAGAUGACAACUUAUCAAGGUGGUGGUUAUAUAAUGGAGCUUGGGCCAACAAACGACACAGCGUUCCAAACUGUCCAUGAGUUAUCCAGAAAUAACUGGAUUGAUCAAUAUACUCGAGCCAUUUUCACAGAAAUUAAUAUCUACAAUGUUGACGUUAAUCUUCUUUGUGUCAUUACUUUGCUCUACGAGUUUCUACCCAGUGGCAAUGGAAUCCCUUCCAUCAAUGUGCAAACGAUCAAGCUCUAUCGCUAUCUGAGCAGCGUCGCUAAGGCUGUAAUGGGCUUCGAGGUUAUAUUCAUUUUCCUGGUAUUUUACUGGAUUUACAGGGAUUGUAAGAAAAUAGCGAGGGAAGGAAAACAGUAUUGGAAAGGUUUCUGGAAUGUGUUUGACUCGCUCGUUACGUCCCUUUCAAUCUGUUCAGUUGGAAUCUACAUCGCACGUCUAGUGUUCAUCAACAAAGCAAUUAAUCAGUUCCACUACGACCGACACAAAUAUGUCAGCUUUCAGUACGUCGUUCUGUUAAACGAAGUUUUGAACUUUUUGACGGCUUGUGUUGUGAUGCUGUGUAGUCUCAAGUUCCUUCGUCUGCUGCGCUUCAAUAGAAAGAUCUCGAUGCUUUCUGACACUCUUCGAUAUGCAUCAAAAAUGAUCUUAAGCUUCUUUGUCAUGAUCUUCAUUGUCAUUUUUGCUUUCUGUUCAAUGACAAACCUGAUAUUUGGAUCUGUUCUUGAAGAAUAUCGUACCUUGAUUCGAUCCAUGGUUUCGUUAUUCAGCAUGAUGAUGGGUGAUUUCCACUUCCAGGACCUAAAUGAUGCGCAUCGUAUUAUUGGGCCGAUCAUGUUCUUUUUCUUCAUGGUCAUAGUACAGUUUAUACUUGUUAACAUGUUCAUUGGUAUCCUCAGCGACAGUUUCAACAUGGUCAGGACAGACGCUGCCGCGCAGUCCAAUGAAUAUGAAAUAGUCGAUUUCAUGGUAAGGAAAAUGAGUUCUUUAAUUGGACUGAGUAACGUUGCUAUCAAGCCUGAUUAUACAUGGCCCAAGACAUCCCUGGAGAUACAAGUCGAAACAAUAGACGAAAAGACCGAUGUGAUAAUGGAAUACAUGAGAAAUUUUUCUGAUGAGGAUCUUCGUACAGCAUUAUGGUUCGAGUCGAGCAAGUUCACAGACAAGAAAGACAAGAUUAUCUUAUUUGCCCUCGGCAUGCAAACGCGGGACUUCGAGAAUGAUGACUUAUUUGACGUUAUUCCUGUUUUGUUAACAAAGUUGGACAAAAUAAACAAGGAGGACCUCUUAAAGAUGUCAAAGAAAGACAACCUUUCUGUCAUGGAUUUGUCCAGCAAGUAUAACUCUCAUAAUUCACUAUAUCUUUCCUCUGUUGCCUUUGACAUUCCUGACAAUGACGACUCCUCUUCCAUGUCAGACGGCGAUAGUGACGAUGAAGACGACCAGAGUUUUUCUGAAAUACAUGUUGAAAAACGAGGGGAUAAACUCCAAGAGGAUUGCAAAUCUGAAGAGAAUGGUCGUUCUGAUUCACAAGAAAGGAGAAAAAGCAUCCUCAAGAAGGCUAGUUUUUAACCUGUGAAAGAAGACUUGCAGUGCUGAAAUAUUUACCACCAGUUAUAAAACAGACAUAUAUACAUAAGUAUUGAGUAUAACCGUUGGGUAUCGGGUAUUCGGUAUAAGUAUUGGGUAUGUUGCUCGAUUACUUACCAGCUGACUGUAUGCAAUUCCGCCUACAUCAUUGGUAUCAUCAACUGAAUAAUCGUAUCAUUAUUACUAUAUAUACACACGCUCUAUUGUCUUUAAACAAAUAUUUCAAGUCGAGGCAUUUGGGUCAAUUUGCAGUGAAACAUAUAGAAACUGGCCCAAAUGUAACACGUUUUUUUUGUUGUUUUUUUCCCUUAAAAGGCAAUAGACUGCAAGUCUGAUAUCUGAUAUUAUUUCUUAUGACUACUUACACAAUACACCAAGGUACGUUUUCUGCUCGUUUUCUUCUAUUAUAUAUAUUUUAUCACUUGGGCUUAACCACACGAGAGGGCAAAGAGGACAGGAGCUACUUACACGUAGAUAUUGGGACCGUAACCUAUCCUCGUGGUCACCUCUGCACCAUGUAAUCACCAUGCUUGGUGGGACUGGCUUCCAUAGAAGCGAGAAGAGGACACGAGGUUCCUUACAAGAUCCAACUCCUUCUUACACGUAGAUAUUGGGUCCGUAACCUAUCCUCGCGAUCACCUCUGCACCAUAAUCACCAUGCUUAGUAAAACUGCAUAUUUUACAAUGAGUGACAAAAGCUCCAUUGCUGGCUGUCUAGACAGUUUUAAUUUUU